Molecule: messenger RNA, 375 nt
Organism: Marmota flaviventris (yellow-bellied marmot)
Lineage: Eukaryota; Metazoa; Chordata; Mammalia; Rodentia; Sciuridae
Gene: Snorc
Product: secondary ossification center associated regulator of chondrocyte maturation
Biological process (GO): cartilage development
Cellular component (GO): cell periphery
Source: RefSeq, a predicted model, not a curated record
UCCGCCAGGAUGGCAUCCUUCCUGGCCCUGCGCGUGGCUCUUCUGCUCAUCUCUGGGGUCCUGGCCCCUGCGGUGCUCACAGCCGAGGGUCCGCAGGAGCCUGAUCCCACACUGUGGAACGAACCCGCCGAGCUGCCGUCGGGAGAAGGCCCCAUUGAGAGUACCAGCCCUGGCCAGCAGCCUGCAGCCACCGCUGCACAGUCUCCCACCUCUGUGCCCGGCCCAGAGGACAGCACGGCGCGGGAGCGGCUGGACCACGGCGGCGGCUCGCUGGGGCCCGGUGCCAUCGCAGCCAUCGUGAUCGCCGCCCUGCUGGCCACCUGCGUGGUGCUGGCGCUAGUGGUCGUCGCGCUGAGAAAGUUUUCCACCUCCUGA